This is a messenger RNA of Larimichthys crocea (large yellow croaker), 1096 nucleotides long. Its product is annotated as maternal B9.15 protein. NCBI's taxonomy places the organism in Eukaryota, Metazoa, Chordata, Actinopteri, Sciaenidae. The record is from RefSeq and is a predicted model, not a curated record. The transcript has 5 exons. The coding region runs from base 188 to 1024 and encodes 278 amino acids. Gene Ontology annotation, cellular component: nucleus; cytoplasm.
CACCCUGACGGUAAUGUUACGUCUCUGUUUCACCAGCAGCAGCAGCCGAGAACAGCACAGAGAACAAGGAAGCAACAUGUGCUGACCAUAAUAACUCCAACACGACCAGCACGCACACCACGAGCCGAGAGAAACAAGAAGCCGAGGACACUCACCGACUGUCGGACACUUUUAUCCUGAACGCACCAUGAAAAGAGAGGUGAAGGCUGGAGUCAACUUCCUCAAACGCCUGGCAAAGGCACGUGGCAAGCUUGAUGAAGCCAAAGCAGAAUUGUUUGCUGAGAAGCUACAGGAACUUUUAUGUGACAAAUACGAUGACCACUGGUACCCUGACAGCCCCAGCAAAGGCCAAGCAUACAGGUGUAUCCGGAUAAAUAACGGAGUACUCUGUGAUGAAAUGGUUCUGAAGGCAUGCAAGGAAAGUGAGCUCACACCCAGUGAGCUAGGCCUUCCGCCUGAGUUCACACUGUGGAUCGACCCACUGGAGGUGUGUGCAAGAUCUGGAGAGAACAGCAGGCCCUUCACAAUAGCCCGUUUCGAAGAAGGAGAAGACGAGGAGGGUGUGAAAGUGGAAAAGGAUGACUCCUCAGUGGAUUCUGAAAACCUGGACACAUCAGAUUACCACUCUGCUACCUCUUCAGAUUGUGGUUCCACUGCGUCGAGUGACACAGAGGAGGAGGUGGUAAAAGACGUUAAGAAGGAGGUCGGCAAGAAGGAAGCUGCAGAAGGCGAUUACACCAUAGCGAUGGUUCCGAGGAUUCGGAAGCGACAUGGAGACGGGCCGAAUAAGGUCAAAUACGUCAGAAAUAUGAUCCCUGCUAGCCUCCAGUACUUCUACCACCCUGCACCAGUUUGGCCUCAGUACAAGAAAGGCGCCCCAGUGUUUCUGAACACAGUGUGUGUGCCUCCAGCACCGCCCCCUCCACCCCAGCAGGUAUUUGGCUACUACAUCUUGCCGCAGCCGUCUCCACAGUUCAUUCUGCCUCAGGCCACUCUGCAGCCGUGGGGAGCUGUGAAGGGUUAGACCGUCCAGGAGGUGCUAGGUGAAGGUGGAUAGAGCGUGAUAAGCUCCUUCAACUGAGCCAUGUCGUGUCAG